AUGUGGCAACAACUGCUGUGCGUAGUUGUCGUUUCUCUCAGUGUAGCGCAUGGACAAUGUGAAGAAAUGGUAAAGGGCUCUGUGGUUGGAAAUAUAGUGCAAGAUUUGGGUUUGGAUUUACAGAGACUGAAGUCGGGGAAAGCGCGUAUCUACUCGGCAGACAACAUGGAAUACAUUGAACUGAACAAAGAGAGGGGUUUGCUUCUGAUCAAAGAGAAAAUAGAUCGUGAGGUGCUUUGCGCAAAAACGACCCCAUGUGCAUUGCAUCUUCAAAUGAUUUUGGAAGAUCCAAUGGAACUCUACACAAUAACGGCUGAGAUCACAGACGUAAACGAUAAUGCGCCUAGCUUCAAGAGGGACGAAAUGAAGUUUGCAAUAAGCGAAUCUGCUGUGGUCGGGGCUAAAUUUAUGCUGGAGAAAGCUUACGAUCCGGACGUUGGAAUAAAUGGCCUACAGAGCUACUUUCUUACACCUACAGAUUAUUUCGCUUUAAAAUUACACAGUCAAGCUGAUGGUAGUAAAAACGUGGAAAUGGUAUUGCAAAAAAACCUUGAUCGAGAAAAACGAGAGAGCAUGUCGCUGUUGUUAACAGCUUUCGAUGGCGGUGAACCACAGAUGUCGGGCACGGUUCAGAUACAUAUAUCUGUACUAGACGCUAAUGACAACGCUCCUGUCUUUACUCAGAAAACAUACAAAGCCACUUUGACAGAAAACGCACAAAAGGGGUCCAAAAUUAUCACUGUCAGUGCCUCUGAUGCCGAUGAAGGCCCUUAUGGUAAGAUAACAUAUUACAUUUCAAACAUAAUGGAGGGUUUAACUGACGCAUUUACAAUAGAUGAAGUAAGUGGAGACGUCACACUAAACAGUGAGCUUGACUACGAAAUGAUUAGCAAUUAUCAAAUUGAUAUUGAAGCAAAAGAUCAAGGAGGUCUCUCUGAUUCAUGCAGGCUGGUUAUCGAUGUGUUAGAUAUAAAUGAUAACAGACCCAGUAUCAGUGUAAUUUCUAUGUCAAGUUCUAUAUCAGAGGAGUCUGAAAUAGACAAGGUUAUCGCAAUGAUUAAUGUAAAUGAUCCUGAUUCAGGUGAAAAUGGAAAAGUGGAUUGUGCAGUUAUGGACAAUAUUCCGUUUGUUAUAUCAUCCUCAUCAAGUAGACUUAAUUUCUUUAGUCUGAAAACCCAACAGCAGCUAGACAGGGAGAAAAAGGCGGAGUAUAAUAUCACUAUAAAGUGCACAGAUGAGGGUGUGCCCCCGCUUUCAAGCAACAUAUCCGUACAAUUACAUAUAUCAGAUGUGAACGAUAAUGCGCCAGUCUUUGAGAAAAACUGCUAUGAGGCCUAUAUCGUCGAGAACAAUGCACUGGGUCAUUCUAUUUUUACCGUGAAGGCAAGCGACUCUGAUUGGAAGCAGAAUGCCCGUGUUUCAUACAUCUUGGAGGAUAUUACUGUUAAUGGCGUGUCAGUCUCAUCGUACGUGUCGCUUAAUGCCGACAGUGGAGUUAUAAGUGCAUUGCGUUCUUUUGACUACGAACAAUUAAAAGACUUCCAUUUUCGUGUAAAGGCACAGGAUGGUGGCUCUCCACCACUCAGUAGCAAUGUUACAGUGAAAAUUAUUAUCCAGGACCAGAACGACAAUGCACCUCAGAUUCUUUACCCAGUACAAACUGGAGGCACUGUGGUAGCUGAAAUGGUGCCUCGUUCAGCAGAUGUUGGCUACCUUGUCACUAAAGUUGUGGCUGUUGAUGUGGACUCUGGACAGAAUGCCUGGCUCUCCUAUAAACUACAGAAAGCCACAGACAGGGCUCUGUUUGAAGUUGGAGCACAGAAUGGAGAAAUCAGAACAGUGCGUCAGGUCACUGAUAAAGAUGCUGUGAAACACAGACUCACUGUUGUGGUGGAAGAUAAUGGACAACCCUCUCGUUCAGCUACAGUCAUUGUCAAUGUUGCUGUGGCUGACAGUUUCCCUGAGGUCAUCUCAGAGUUCACCAACUUUAACCAUGACACAACAUACAGUGACAAUCUGACUUUUUAUUUAAUUAUGGCUCUGGUUGUGGUUUCAGUACUCUUCAUUUUCUCACUAAUUGCCAUCAUUUCAGUCAAAAUCUGCAGAUGGAGGCAGGAAAGACAGUUUUACAAAUCUGCCACAAAUCUUCCAGUUAUUCCAUAUUACCCACCUGUCUACGCUGAUGGUACUUUACAGCGCGUGUAUAAUUAUGAGAUGUGUGGAACAACUGAUUCCAGGAUGAGUGACCUCAAGUUUGUCAGACCUUACAGCCAGAAUACACUGCUGAAUGUGAGUCGUGCUGGAACUAUGCAGAGUGUAAAGAAAGAACAGGAGGAUGACGAACUCUCGUUAGAGGUGAGCUUUUUUUAUGACGUCCUUUCAUUGUGA
Molecule: messenger RNA, 2388 nt
Organism: Chanos chanos (milkfish)
Lineage: Eukaryota; Metazoa; Chordata; Actinopteri; Gonorynchiformes; Chanidae
Product: protocadherin gamma-A11-like
Exons: 2
Coding region: 1-2388 (795 amino acids)
Biological process (GO): homophilic cell-cell adhesion
Cellular component (GO): plasma membrane
Molecular function (GO): calcium ion binding
Source: RefSeq, a predicted model, not a curated record